UUCACUUUCGUUUCUCUGUCGGAGCCUGCAUCGCGGGUAGGCGAGAGACCUGAACCCCCCCGGGCUCAGGUGCUUCCAGCAGACUCCCUGCCGCUGUCUCUUUGCCGGGGCGUCAUGGCCUCGGCCACCCCGUCCCUCUCGGACGCUAUCGCCACCGACUUCCUGACCUGCUCCAUCUGCCUGGAGCGGCUUCGCCGGCCCAAGAUCCUGCCCUGCCUGCACACCUACUGCCAGGGCUGCCUGGAGGGGCUGCUGGGCGCCGGGCCGGGGCUGCGGUGCCCCGAGUGCCGGGAGGACGUGUCCCUGCCGCAGGGGGUGGCCGGCCUCAAGACCAACUUCUUCGUCAACGGGCUGCUGGAGCUGGUGCGGCCGGCGGGCGAGGCGGGGCUGACCUGCGCCCUGUGCCCGCUGAUCGGGCAGGAGGGCGGCCGCCCGGCCGUCUCCCGCUGCCUGGACUGCGCCGACAGCCUGUGCCAGGCCUGCGCCGCCGGGCACCGCUGCUCCCGGCUCACCCACGCCCACCGGCUGGUGAGCCUGCAGGGUUACCUCUCCGGGGAGCACGACGUGGAGAUCCGGCAGCGCCAGGCCGCCUGGUGCCCCGAGCACCCGGCCGAGGAGGUGCGCUUCUUCUGCCAGCCCUGCGCCAGCCCCAUCUGCCGGGAGUGCCGGCUGGGCCCGCACCUGGAGCACCCCUGCCAGACGCUGGAGGAGGCGGCCGAGGCCCGGCGGCCCCUGGUGGCCGAGCUGCUGGCCGGCGUGGAGGAGACGGCGGGGCGGGUGGCCCGGCGGGCGGCGCUGGAGGAGGAGCUGGAGCAGCUGCGGCGGCACGAAGCCGGCCUGCGGGACGUGGUGAAGCGCGCCUGCGCCGACGCGGCCCGGCGCCUGCUGGCCCAGCAGGAGGAGGUGCUGGCCGCCCUGCGGCGCCACGUGGAAGGGCGCGAGAAGGCGGCCGGCCUGCUCCGGACCGAGCUGCAGCUGCAGGAGCAGCUGGCCCGCGGCACGGCCGACGUCGCCCGCCAGGUGCUGGCCCUGGGCCGGCCGGUGGAGAUCGUCUCGCUGGAGGCCUUGCUCACCCAGCGGCUCGCCCGGCUCCGGGGCUUCCACUGGGAGCCCCUUGGGGGGCCGCGCCCCCGGCUGGUCGUCCGGGCCGAUCUCCAGAACCUGAGCAGCCUCUUCCAGCUGGACACGGGCGAGGCCGAGACCCAGGGCCGAGGGGAGGGCAGGGCCCAGCAUGACGCCCCUUCCCCGGAGCUGCUGGCCCCUUCCCUGGAGCCGUCGGCCUCUGCCCUGGAGCCACGGGCCCCUUCCCUGGAGCCGUCGGCCUCUGCCCCGAAGCCACGGGCCCCUUCCCUGGAGCCGUCGGCCUCUGCCCCGAAGCCACGGGCCCCUUCCCUGGAGCCAUCGGCCUCUGCCCCGAAGCUGCCGGCCCCUUCCCCGAAGCCAUGGGCCUCUUCCCUGGAGCCGUCGGCCUCUGCCCCGAAGACACGGGCCCCUUCCCUGGAGCCGUCGGCCUCUGCCCCGAAGACACGGGCCCCUUCCCUGGAGCCGUCGGCCUCUGCCCCGAAGACACGGGCCCCUUCCCUGGAGCUGUCGGCCUCUGCCCCGGAGCUGCCGGCCCCUGCCCCAGAUCCACCCUCGUGCCAGCCGCCCCCCACCGCCCGCUUCUCCUGCAGCUUCUCGGUGCGGGUCCCCGGGGACAAGCAUCGGCCCCGAGUCACGGGGCUUUGCCCCCUGGGCUCCAAGGAGCUGCUCCUGGCCGACGAGGAGAACCGCAGCCUCAAACGCUUCUCGCUGCAGGGGGACUUCCGGGGCGCCGUCCCGGUGCAUGGCGGCGCGGCCCCCUGCAGCGUGGCGGCCGUGGGCAGCCGGGUGGCCUACACCGCCGGCUCCCGGCUCUACCUGGCGGAGCGGGACGGCGCCCUGGUCUGGCAGAAAGCCCUGCGCCCCACCCAGGCCAGCCACGCCGUCACGCCGGCGGCGGAGGGGGGCGAGGCCGUGGCGGUGAGCGUGGCGGGGCACCUGGAGGUCUACGAUGCCCGGGGGGAGCUGGUGGAGAAGAUUUUCCCGGACGGGCACGACCGUCUGGCCAUGGUGUUCGUGGCCGGCCGGCGCGGGCGCUACGUGGCCUUGGACUGGCACCGGCGCAGCGUGGUGGCGUUUGAUGGGCACGGGCAGCUGCUGGCGGAGCUGGGCGAGGAGCGCCUGGAGCGGUGCCAGCCGGGGGCCGUCUGCGCCGACGACAGGGGCCAUUUCUACGUGACCCUGCGGGAGCUGAACAAGGUGAUGGUGUUCGGGCCGGGCGGGGAGGCGCUGGGGCCCUUCCUCACCACCCGGCACGGCAUCGAGCGAGCCCGGGUGGCCACCGUCACCGGGGACGGGCACUUCGCCGUGGCGCUGAGCGAUGGCACCGUCCACGUCUUCCGCAUCCAGUACCCGGGUCAGUGAGCGGGGGGAGCACGGGGACGGGGAGCUGAGAAGAGUGAGAGUGUGUGUGUGUCAGUGUGUGUAUCGGUGCGUGCAUGUGUGUGUGUGUCAGUUCAUG
Messenger RNA from Mauremys reevesii (Reeves's turtle), 2542 nucleotides. It is a transcript of the gene TRIM56, whose product is annotated as tripartite motif containing 56. The record is from RefSeq and is a predicted model, not a curated record. Gene Ontology annotation, molecular function: ubiquitin-protein transferase activity; zinc ion binding. Gene Ontology annotation, cellular component: nucleoplasm; chromatin. NCBI's taxonomy places the organism in Eukaryota, Metazoa, Chordata, Testudines, Geoemydidae. Gene Ontology annotation, biological process: positive regulation of DNA-templated transcription.